This is a messenger RNA of Paramormyrops kingsleyae, 4203 nucleotides long. Its product is annotated as myc box-dependent-interacting protein 1-like. Gene Ontology annotation, molecular function: tau protein binding; phospholipid binding. The record is from RefSeq and is a predicted model, not a curated record. Gene Ontology annotation, cellular component: cytoplasm; plasma membrane; synaptic vesicle. NCBI's taxonomy places the organism in Eukaryota, Metazoa, Chordata, Actinopteri, Osteoglossiformes, Mormyridae.
AGCUGUCCAAUGAUGGGAAACUGAACGGGUUUAUUUCAGGCAGACAUUUCCUAUGCUUCAAUGAAUUGAUGCUUCAAGCGGAAUGCACUGGCAAGAUCUGCACUUGCUUUUAUCUAUAUUUACAUACGAUGUAUUAUUAUAAACUGUAAUAUUAAUUUCAUGUAGUGCAGUUACAGUAUAACGUCUAACUGUAAGUGCCUGCACUGCAGAUUCAGGUCGAUCUGAAAGCGCUGUUUCGCGGAUUAGUAAUCCGGUGUCGCACACAGGCUUAUCCCUUCUGUUUUUAUUCGUCUUUUAUUACUCCUGUGCACGUACCGCUACUUCGACAUAUUUAUCUGAUCCCAGGACGUCCGAAACCGCUAAGAAAACAAGAUGGCUGAGAUGAGUAAAGGGGUCACCGCUGGGAAAUUGGCCAGUAAUGUGCAGAAAAAAAUAACGCGAGCCCAAGAAAAGGUCCUGCAGAAGCUGGGAAAGGCGGACGAGACGAAGGACGUGCAAUUUGAGGAGGGUGUGAUCAACUUCAACAAGCAGCUGGUAGAGGGCAGCAAACUGCAGAAGGACCUGAAAGCUUAUCUCGCCGCAGUAAAAGCAAUGCACGAGUCGUCCAAACGCUUGCACGAGUGUUUGGCAGACAUGUAUGAACCAGACUGGUAUGGCAAAGACGAGAUGGACUCCAUUGCUGAGGAUACUGAUCUGCUAUGGACGGACUUCCAUCAGAAACUGGUGGAUCACGCCCUGAUUUCUAUGGACACUUAUCUGGCUCAGUUCCCAGACAUUAAGGCUCGGAUCGCCAAGCGAGAUCGGAAGCUGGUGGAUUUUGACAGCGCACGGCACCACUUUGCUUCCCUGCAGAAGGGGAAGAAGAAGGAUGAAGUCAAGAUCGCCAAGCCGGUCUCGCUCCUGGAGAAGGCCGCCCCAGGCUGGGCUCAGGGGAUACUGUCCGCGCAUCAUGUUGCCCAAACUAACCUGUCGAGAAACCAGGCAGAGGACGAGUUGGGAAGGGCUCAGAAGGUCUUUGAGGAUAUCAAUGAAGACCUGCAAGAGGAACUUCCAUCACUGUGGAACAGUCGUGUUGGCUUUUAUGUUAACACAUUCCAGAGUGUUGCAGGGCUGGAGGAGAAAUUCCACCGAGAAAUGGGAAAGCUCAGUCAGAACCUAAAUGAUGUGAUGAUCAAACUGGAAGAUCAGAACCAGUCCGGAAAGGCAGGUAAACUGGGUCUGAAGACGACAGCCGCUGGGAAGAGACAGGAAGGCACUAAUAACACCCUUUCUCCACGAGCAUCAGGACCACCCAUCCCCAAGUCUCCGUCCAAGCUGAAGCCGGGGCCACCGGUACCCCCACCACCCAAAGUGACCCCGUCGAAAGAUGUCAAGCAGGAAAACAUCAUCGACUUGUUUGAUGACGCGCUCGUGCCCGAGAUUAAUGUCACCUCCCCUUCACAGUGUGAUUCUUCUGGGGGGGGUAAUCUGCUUGAUAUGGAUUUGGAUACACUACCUGCAGUCAGCCCAGGGGGUGUGGUCUCAUCCCCAUCCUCCCAGGCGAUGUCAUGGAAUACGUGGGAGGAGAAGCAGGCGUCUGGAACCACAAACGGGUCUUCAGAUGAAGCUGAAAUGCCACCUGGCUUCCUCUACAAAGUCAAGGCGAUGCAUGAUUAUGGUGCCACCGAUGGGGAUGAGCUGGAUCUGAAAGCUGGAGAUGUGGUACUGGUGAUGUCGCAUGAGAACCCAGAGGAGCAGGAUGAUGGCUGGCUGAUGGGUGUAAAGGAGGCACACUGGCUUAAGAAGAAGGACCUCAAAGUCAAGGGAGUGUUCCCAGAGAACUUCACGCAGCACUUGUGAGGGCGCCGCCUCACGUCCAGGCUCUCCUUGACCCUCGUCCUCCUGCUCCGUCAUUCCGACACACUGGAUGCCCAGCUUCCCACCGGGCACAGGAACAGAGUUUGUCAUUUUGCACGCUGGAAGAUUGACUCAGGUCAUUAGAAGUGGUGGCGAGUUCGUUGUCGUGUUACUGUGGGAUCUGGACAGGGUUUGCUUGCCUUCAAACUGGACGGAGAAGCAGCUACCAGCACUGUCUCACCAAGCCUCUGUACCUCCUUGGAAGACGUGUGCUUCUGUUUCUCGUUGUACUUGACCAUCCUCGGUAUUUUGAUUAAAUCAUUGUUUUGUCUCAAUCGCUUGCCAGUGUAAACCCCCUCCUCCCUCUUUACUGGCUUUAAUGCCCAGCUUCCCUUAACACUGGGUUCCAAGUGAAGUAGCAAUGAACUGUAACCUGGCUUGAUCUAGCAUAGUCUCUCCCUCAUCUGAACCCUCUGUUUUGUAUGUUUUAUUUUUUCUUUGCUCCUUUUAUUAUAUGUGUUUGUAUUUCAGUGUGGUUCUUUUAAACCCCGUUACUCGCAAAACCAAAUCUUAAACGAGAAAGGAAUGGUAUAUUAGGAGCUUUUGGUAAAGAAACAAAUGAUUGUUUGAACAUUAUUUAAAUAGUAUUGUAAAAAAACAUAUUGCAUGAUGCUCUGUGAAAUAGUUUUAUCUGACAUAAGAAAUGCGUGUGAAUAGAAUGUGUAUGAGCCUAUGAAAAGUUUACAGGGGUGUCAUUUGGAUGCGUCUCCAUGUAACGGGUCAGGCCUGCUUCUCCCAAAGCCUUCUGGGAUCAAAGUAUUACAUUGAAUACAGAGGUGUCAUUAGCAUCUACGUGAAUUGGCAAACGUUUCUUUCUAAACUGUCUUUUUUUUUUUCUUUUGCUAUUCAAGAAAAAAAAUUUCAGAUUCUGUAAUUCUACCUACUUUUAACAGAUCUGGAUAUUUACAGACCUUUUAUGAAACAGUUUUGUUUAACCAUUUUGCACUGAUGUUUGAUUGUAGUGCCUAUUUUAGGAUUUUGUUGUGAAGGCGGUAGGCUAGCCUUUAAUUUGCAUCACAACUGCUGUCUACCUAGGUCAGUGUUUCUCUACUCAGUCCUUGGGGACCACCAGACGGUCCACAUUUUUGCUGGGGAGCAAAAACGUAGACCGUCUGGGAGUCUCCAAGGAUCUGGUUGAGAGAGAUUGCACCUGGGUAGACGUUCACAGAAUGAAUCAGCUUAGUUUUUGUAUCAAAGUAGAUGAGUUUCAUUGCUUGAAGCCCAGGAAGGUUGGUCACAUUGAUACAUACAUAUACCUACACACAUACACCCCUGCUCAUGUGCACUAUCCUCACACAAAUAGUCCUUUUACACCUGUAUAUCUCUCAUGCAAGAAUUCCUUGCUCCCACGCAAUGCCAUGUCUGCAUUCAGUGAUUUUUGAGGGUACACUGAGAAUUCUUGAAUUUGAAAUUAUUUCUUCUUUUCCUGGAAAAUCCGGAAUAUACUGUAGCUGCUUUAUGUGCUGUGAAAUUCCAUUUCUAGGAUCUGUAGUUCACGUAUGCCUGGAAAAAUUGCCCCUCUGCCGUUUGAGUGGUGGCGGGAGAGUGACAUCUGUUAUUUGCUUGAGAGGAAGUCUGAUCUUCUGUAGCUGUCUUCAGCUUAAGCCAGUUCCGUCCUCCUCUGGCGCACGCUAAUCCGCUGUUUGCUUCACAUGUACUCAGCAGAGUUAUUUCUGCGAGUUCUGUGAAAUUGAGAACUGUCUGCAUUUGGUGCUUUUAACUGGUGGCAGACGGGAUACAUGGGAUUCAUACUUGAACCCUCUCUGCCUGAGAUUUUCUGAGGCUCCGAAGGCAUGAAACCCAUCAGUAAGAAAUGUUUUUGAGCUUGUCAUUUAUUCUUAUGGAAUAUGUCAAUGGAAACAGUGGGGUGCUUUCAGGCUAUGUUGCUUCACCACUGGUGUGAACCUCCCAAAAUCGUAUACUGUAUGCCUGGACUCUUUCCUAAUCCAUAUUGUAACGUGUGCAUCUGUUUGUUUUGCUCAGGGUAUUAUCACUCUCUCCACUGGUGCCUCAUGGUGCCGCAGACAGAGGGCUGUGCUUUAACUCUCACCACAGACUGUCGCACUAAUCUGGGCCACACUUGGAGUUAAAGCCGGUCCCUCUCUCCCCAGACACAGAAGCGUCCAUAUGUGUUAUAUCAGUCUGGAACAUAUUUCUCGGUUCUCUUUAAAUAAUUGUAUGCUAAGAACAGUAUGUUACCUACCACAUAUCAAUAAUCCUUGUGAUGUGUUGAAUAUUCUGCUGUUUUUUUUUUUUCCAAAUGACCCUCUGAUCAAUUACAUUAAAUAUCGAUUUAUUCUGUUGUGC